AUGUCUCAACGUUCCCCGUCUCAAGGAUCUGACGAUAGUGCCGUUCAUGCUCAUACUCAACCGCUUUUCGCCUCACCCACGCCCUACGCAGGGGCAAAUUAUGGCCGUAUUCAACUUGAUGUUGGUCUUAUCCGAAACGCACAAGGAAGUUUUGGGGUAGCAGUCAAGCGCCUGGCUGUUGCAGCGCGUGCGCCUCAGAGCAUAUCCUACCUUAAGAGAGAGUUGGGAAGUGCCCUGGACGCGUUCCUCUCGAUGAAGGAUAUUAGACUUGAGAACUGGGAGAAAGAACUAGACAUGUUGAUGAGCAUUGUGCGUAAGAUCAAGUUCAUCGUUGAUGCAGUGCGGAAGCAAUGCGAAUCCUCGACACCGUGCGAUGGCACGCUCCCCUCCUUUCUGUUAUGGCCGCUCACCGUACUAGAAACAAGCCUUGCAACGACCCUGGAAAUUUUGAACAUGGACCUCGGAACGGACGUCACGCCUGUGCGUUUCACACUGAGUAAAGCUCAAGACCGGGUGCGGCAGUGCGAAUUACAUCUCCAACAUGCACUUGACAUGCUUACUACCUCUCUCCGAGAUAACGAUUCGGCACUAUCACACACUUCAAGCAACUCCGGAAAUUUCGAACCUUCCGGGUCUGCAGAGUCGUGGCCUCUAUGUCUCCCAGACCCUGUAUCUUCGAGCGAUGUGGCUACUGCUGGGAUAAUGCGCAUCUCACCAGGACUGCAUGGACGUUCUGAUGAGUUGCAUUUGAUUGUGAAUGCGAUUCUAUAUAAUUCACAGGCUCACAUCGCGAUCCUUGGUCCUGGGGGCAUUGGCAAAUCGCGUCUCGCUACGACGGUAUUGGAUGAUGAUCGCAUGCUCGGACGUUACGGACAUCGCCGUUUCAUGGUGUCUUGCGAGAGACUGAAGACUGCCGAAGAAAUUGCUGAGAGGCUCCUUGACUUAACUGAUCUGAGGGGCAGCUUCAUACGACACUCUUCUCUGCAGGAGCUACUUCAGGCUCAUAUGUCAUGUCAAUCGAAUGCAUUGAUCUGUUUGGACGGCCUGAGGACGGUUUGGAAUACCGACUCUCAAGCUGUAGAGACCUUGUUGUCCGGAUUGGCGGCACUUGCCCGCGUUGCGAUCAUCGUUACUUCUCGUGGUGAAGCUGUCCCGCUAUCACUAUCCUGGUCAGAACCGCUGUUCUCACCACUCAGCCCCUUGCGACAUGAAGCAAUGUGGGAAAUCUGGUCGGAAAUUGGAAGUGAUCAUUCUUUCCGAGUGUCAGAAGUACCACUCGAAGACAUUGGUGGUUCUCCACUCGCAAUCACCCUUCUCGCAGCCCUGCGUCAGAACUUUUUUGCUCGUGAGAUAUUAUCGCUCGUGGGCCGAGGACUAGGCAACAAAGAUCGUAUGCCCGAGGUUGGGCUAAUGGAGAAAGACAAGUAUUACAUUUUACCCCCGUUACCAGAGGAUAUUAACAUUGUCCUACUCUUGAUUGUGAUCUGCAUACUGCCUCAAGGGCUUCGGAGAGGGCGUCUCCCCGAGUUCAUAUAUCAUUUCCGCCAAGUGCUUCACGGUGUAGAGUCAUCUCUCACUCUCUUGGGAGAGUGCUCAUUGGUCUUCAACCACGGCGAAUUCAUAGUUGUUCGUGCUUCAGUACGUGCCCUCGUGCUUGAAAAUAGCAAUAUACUCUCCGAGGCCUUCACAUGCCUGCUGGAUCUCUAUACUGCUUUGUUGGAUCGAAUUCCAGAUGAUACUGCCUCGAAGCAGUCAUAUCAACAAUCCCUUAUCAACCCCGAGAUCUUGAACAUAUCGCGGGUAUUGCUACUUUCAGUGAAGUAUGACAUCACUCUAUACCGUGAGGAGCAGGUCCUGUCCUUGAUCUGCGCUUUGAAACGAUUUGAUGAGGAGUCGAGUUCGGAGGAUCUCGAGCUCUUAUCGGAAAGCAUCUUCUACGCCCAGAAGCACCAUUUUAUCUUGUCCGAGGCCCAACUCUGGCAUGCAAAGGGGCAAUGCCUACUUCGUCUUGAAGGCUGUACAGACGAAACACUAUCUGCCUUCAGAGCGGCGCAUUGGCUCUAUAACCAACUUGGGGAUGAAGUAGGGAAAUCCACGAGUCUUCUUGCUCUUGGCAGGGUGUACAAAGCGCGAGGCCAUAGUGAACAUGCAGAACAUGCUUUACGUUCUGCACUCGAGCUUUUUCGGAAUAGGAUCGAUGAUACCUAUAUCAAAGAAGCCUACACUCUGUCUGAUCUGGCGUCUGUACAUCAAAGUAUGGGCCGAUUGGAUGAUGCGAAGCUCGAGCUCGAGUCGCUUGUCGAGUUGGUGGACACCUUCGACGUGCCCGAGACAAUUGGAGAUGAUGCCAGAAAGAAUCUACGCACGAUCGACGCGCAUCAUCGGUGGUUCGGGGCUCAUGACAGCCUCGUGGAUGACAAGGCGGGUACACAUGCAUCCCGACCAAGAGAUAGAGCCUCGUCAAUGCAAUCUCACUCUACCUCCAAACCAUCAUCGACACACUCGCCCUUGCAGGUACUUCGCCGGCGCCGCCAUCGCUUGAGGGACCCGUCUCCGAGUGAUGACCCUGCUAAACAUCGUGACGAGCAGUCCAAGCCUUCGAUGCGCCGGCCCAUCUCUGAAGAUCAAUUUGUUUUGGGAGUGGUUGAGAUUGCAUUCCCAAGUAUUCUUCCCUUGGUGCAAUCACCCGAAGGUGAAAGCUCCGCGAUUUUGAUUGCCGUGUCAUUUCUGGGAAGAUAUACAUGCUAUCGCCGUCUGUGCGAGCUUGAGAAGACCAAGAAUGGCGAGGACGAUAUCCGCUUCGAGCACAUCAAAGGCGAACUCCUUCAGCAUUGGAUGGUCAUGAUAACUGUGCUGGCUGCCAUAUUGGCGAUGGCCAUUACCGUGUUCGUCGCUGCGUCAGGAAGCGUGAUUCCCGUCGGCAAUAUGGCGCUCCUUUGUUUAGGAGUAUCUGCGAGCGCCGCGGCGCUCGGAUUCAUGGUCUGCAGUGCAUUGCUAAUUCGAUGCUGGCAUGUUAACGCCGAACAGUUCCGGACAUUGGCUCUCGGUCUGUACGAGGACUAUUGCUUCUUCGCGAUAGCCUCCAGCAUACCAUCACUGGCAUUGCUUCUCGCCAGCUUGUUCAUCAUGCUUUGCGUCCUCGUCAUCGCGGGAGGAGCAUGGCCCAGGACCGUCAUCAGCCUGAGCGUCAUCUUCGGUGUUUUACUAGGCCUAGAGUACAUCAUCAAAUCAGGAGAGAUCGUACUCAAGGCUCUCAGGCGGGGCGUACGGGCAAUGCUCGGUCGUUCGGGACCCUUCUUGGCUGCGGCAUGGACCAGUAUCACCGUCGGUUUCCUGGCAGUCUUGCCAACAAGCGCGCGUACUACAGUUUGA
This is a messenger RNA of Peniophora sp. CBMAI 1063, 3372 nucleotides long. Lineage: Eukaryota; Fungi; Basidiomycota; Agaricomycetes; Russulales; Peniophoraceae. The record is from the annotation of a GenBank genome assembly.